Gekko japonicus is the source of this 924-nucleotide messenger RNA. Its product is annotated as keratin-associated protein 5-1-like. Lineage: Eukaryota; Metazoa; Chordata; Lepidosauria; Squamata; Gekkonidae. The transcript has 2 exons. The coding region runs from base 58 to 417 and encodes 119 amino acids. The record is from RefSeq and is a predicted model, not a curated record. Gene Ontology annotation, molecular function: structural constituent of cytoskeleton. Gene Ontology annotation, cellular component: intermediate filament.
AGUCUCUUGUUCGCUUCUCUGCUGCUACUGCGCUUGACUCACCUCCACCUUCCCAAGAUGUCCUGCUGUCCUCCAUCCUGUGCCACCCCAUCUUGCCCCAAGCCUUGCUGCCCUAGUCCAUGCUGCCCCCCAUGUGGCUACCCAACAGGCGGUCUGGGCAAACUGGGUUGCUGCCCCAGUCCAUGCGGCCCCUCUUCAUGCUGUGGUAGCUCCACGUCAGCGCGUUGCCUUGGCAUCACCAGUGGGGCCAGUGUCUCCUGCAUCAACCAGAUUCCACCCUCGGAAGUCACCAUACAGCCACCUCCUUGUGUCGUCACAAUACCAGGGCCAGUUCUGGCUGCCAGCUGUGAGCCUCUCCGCGUGGGAGGGUACACGGCCUGUGCCGCCUGCCCCCCUUGUGGCCGCAUCUGCAGUUAAGCUGGAAGGAGAGCUUCACAAGGAUGGGAAUGAAACGGCGACCGGAAAAGUAUAGGACGGAUCGACGGCUGGCGACUUCACGGACUUGGGUGUCAGAAAGCAGGACACUUCCCAGUUCAAAUCAAGAUCAUUUGGUGCUUAACAAGAUUCGAGAAGCCCAUGUCCACAAACAUGGGAACGUUACUUUGCAUUCUCUCUACUCUUGCCUUGAUUCCCCCCCCCCUCAGUUUCAUUUUCCUAAGCGUAUGUUGAUUCUGACACCAGAAGGAUAUGAACGUCUUCCCUCUGUGGGCCUCCAAAUAUUUUGGGGGCUUACUAAGGUCUUCCUGUCUCGACAGUAAGCUUUGUUGAACACUGUAUUCAUUUGCUUUAUGACCUUUCGGUUAUCCCAAAUGGGCAGUGGGGAAGCCACUGUUUGCUGAGUUAAGAAGGUAUGAUUGUUAUCCCUGAAACUGCUUCACUGGAAAUGAAGUCACCCCCUCCCCUUUCCCCCCAAUAAAGCUUCAG